AUGUCGAACCCUCCGUCCGCACAGCCGCACGCAGACCGGUACGUGGUCAUCCACGUAGCCACCACCUGUGACGAGCACGGCGUCUACGUUACAAAGGACUCCGCCGAGGUCAUUGAGCUUGGCUGGAUCCUCUUGGAUGCCAAGUCGCUGGACGAACUUCACCGAGAAAGCGUGCUUGUCAAGCCCAUCAACACGCCCAUCACGCCAUUGUGCACUAGUCUCACUACUCUGACAUGGGAACAUGUCCGAAACGCCGGUACCUUCCGUGACGCCAUCAACCGUUUCGAUGCUUUCGCUUCCGAACACUUGACCUCACAAAACCUCGACUUUGUCUUUGUAACGCUCGAUGCCUGGGAUCUUCGGGUACAGCUCCCCCGUGAGGCGCGGGACAAGUCUACCGUGCUGCCGCCUUACCUGCAGCACUCUCGCACAUUUGACCUCCGUACCGAAUACCAGCGCUGGCAGCAACAUCACCCCGAGUCGCUACCCUUUGGUCCUUCCAUGCUGAGCAACAUCUGCGCCGCGCUCGAAGUUGAGCCCGUCCAGUCUAGCGCCCCGAUCAAGCACAACCUGCCCUUCCACUUGCAAGCCCUGGCACCCGCUUCGCCAAGACGCGCCAUGGAAGAGGCAGUCACCCUCGCACGUGUCCUGCGCGGACUGAUUCGCAAGUCGCAGCCGGCCCAGGAUCACCCGGAUGUCCUGACCCGCCCCAUGGAUGCGCGUGCCGAUGUUCGUGCAUUCUUGUCCGAGAGAAGCAAGGUCCUGCACAUGUCCGGCCUCCCCCACGAUACUACCCAGUCCGAGCUGGAGAGCUGGUUCACGCAGUUCGGCGGACGGCCCAUUGCAUUCUGGACCCUGCGUACACCCGAGCAGCAUAAGCCAACUGGCACGGGCUUCGCGGUCUUUUCGUCUCACGAAGAGGCUGCCGAGAGUUUGUGCAUGAACGGCCGUGCAUUGAACGAGAAGGCUAUCGAAGUGUCGCCAUCUUCCAGCCGGGUCCUUGACCGUGCCGCCGAGAUCCUCACGCCAUUCCCUCCCAGCAAGAACAGACCUCGUCCCGGUGACUGGACGUGCCCUUCUUGUGGCUUCUCCAACUUCCAGCGUCGGACAGCUUGCUUCAGAUGUUCCUUCCCGGCUAUGAACGCAGGACCUCAGGGCGGCGAGGCCGGUAGUGGCGGCGGCUAUGGUGGGGGCGGCGGUGGUGGCGGCGGAUAUGGUGGUGGUGGUGGCGGCGGCGGUGGUGGUUACGGCCAGCCUCCUAUGAUGCCGCCCCCGCAUCACGGCGGACAUCACAACAACAUGGGCCACGGUGGGGGCCGUAUGGGCGGCAGUGGAGUUGUCCCGUUCCGUGCCGGCGACUGGAAGUGCGGCAAUGAAGUUUGUGGCUACCACAACUUUGCUAAGAACGUCUGCUGUCUCCGUUGCGGUGCUAGUCGUGCGGGCGCCGCGGUCGUGGCUGACUCUGGAUAUCCGUCUCCGAUGAACAGCGGCUCCAACUACGGCAUGGACAACAACUCGAUGGGCGGCACGCCCGGCCCUGGUGGUCCUUUCAACCAGGCCCCUGGUCCCGGUCCCGGCCAUGGUCCCUUCGGAGGCUCGGGUGGGUACGGUCAGCACUUUGGCGGCCCUCCGAGCACCUAUGCCUUGCCCUCCGGGAUCGGUGGUGGUGCCGCGCCAUAUCCGUCGCUGAACACUCAUUUCGGUCCUGCUCCGGGUGCACACUCGGCCGGUCCUUUCGACAGCCGUGCCGCGGAGGCUGCGUUUCAGUCGGCAGGCAACGGACCCGCGUCGGCCGGACCAUCGGGCGGCUUCUACUCGUCCCAGUCGGAGAGCGAUCCCUUCGCAUUCCUGUCUUCGGGCAUGGGAGGGCUCUCUGUGAGCGGCAACGACGCCCGCCAGAACGGGGCCAGCGCUCCUCCAAGCAAGUCUCCGGCGUAA
Microdochium trichocladiopsis is the source of this 1938-nucleotide messenger RNA. RefSeq lists its product as uncharacterized. The record is from RefSeq and is a predicted model, not a curated record. The coding region runs from base 1 to 1938 and encodes 645 amino acids. Lineage: Eukaryota; Fungi; Ascomycota; Sordariomycetes; Xylariales; Microdochiaceae. The transcript is spliced from 4 exons. Gene Ontology annotation, molecular function: 3'-5'-RNA exonuclease activity; RNA binding.